Polistes dominula (European paper wasp) is the source of this 1715-nucleotide messenger RNA. Its product is annotated as sulfotransferase 4A1. Lineage: Eukaryota; Metazoa; Arthropoda; Insecta; Hymenoptera; Vespidae. The record is from RefSeq and is a predicted model, not a curated record. Gene Ontology annotation, molecular function: sulfotransferase activity.
UCUCUAUACUCUACUAUAUCUUUAUCUUCAUAUCCUAUCUCUCUCUCUUUUUUUUCAUAUUUUAUAAAAUUACAUCAUAUAUCUAAGAAGUUCCACUUUAAAAUGCUUACUUAAUUAUAAACAGUCUUACGCAAUUGGCAUAGCAUUUAUAUAUCUCCUGUAUACGUUUUAAAUGAAUUAUUCAUAAACUUUGAUUGUUAUCUGAUCAGAAAUUUUAAGAAAUAUAGUUUUUGAAUAUAAGUGUUUAAAGUUUCAUAUAAUAGCUCAGAACGAAUUGUAUGGGACUAGGAAGAGAGGAAUUCUGUGACAUUCUGUGAAUUCUUUCGGUGAAUUUCAAUAUUUUAAGAAACGUUUCAAACCAGAAACAAUAUUAGAUUUUUAUUAAAUUUUAGUUACAUUACUGCUUAAUAAAAUAUCUAAAAAUCUGAUGUGCUAGCAAAAUUGAAAUAGCAGAUUCUAAUUGUACACAUGAAACUACGUAAUAAUUGAUAUGCGAUACGUCAGCUGCAAAAUGAUUGUUAACUAUUUUUGUUUGUUAUAUGUUACAGUAAACGAAUUAUUAAUAUAUUUGGUUUUGAAUUAUUGAAAAAGAUAUUAUACAGUAAUUUUGACACAAUGAAUAAAUUAACGCCACCCAAAUAUGAGUUUUUAAAUCCAGAAAAAACAAAAGAAAUGUUAGAAUUAUUCAAAGGCGAGAGAACCGGUUGGGUGUUGGUUGGCCCGAAGAAAUAUUUUUUUCCAUACAAAUAUACAAAAUACGGGGAAGGAUUUUAUAAUUUUAAAGCAAGAUCUACUGAUACUUGGGUAAUUACAUAUCCACGAUCAGGAACUACGUUAACUCAAGAGCUGGUUUGGUUGUUAAGCAACAAUUUGGAUUAUGAUACAGCUAAAACUAAAUAUCUUUCUGAAAGAUUUCCAUUUUUAGAAUUCAGUAUGUUUCAACAUCCUGAGGUUACAAAUGAAUUUAUAGAAUUUAAUAAAGGUGAUUUAGCUAAAGAGGAAUUCUGUAGAUUAUUAGCAGAACCUGGAUAUGAAUUUUAUGAAAAAAUAUCUUCACCUAGAUUUAUUAAGACACACUUUCCAUUUAGCUUAUUACCUACUGUUUUGGAAUCUGGUGCCAAAAUAGUUUAUGUGGCAAGAAAUCCUAAAGAUGUAGGUGUGUCGUGGUAUAAUUUGAAUAAGGACAUAAAAACACAGGGGUAUCUAGGAACAUUCGAACAAUUUUGGAAUUAUUUUCAAAAUAAUCUGACUCCAUGGAGUCCAUAUUGGGAACAUUUAAAAGAAGCUUGGGCAUUGAAAGAUCAUCCUAAUGUUUUGUUUAUGUUUUAUGAAGAUAUGUUUGAAAAUUUACCUAAAGCUAUUAAGAAAAUUGCAAAAUUCUUGGGUAAAGAAUAUAGCGAUGAUGAAAUAAAUGGACUUGCAACAUAUUUGGAUAUCAAAAAUUUCCGUAAAAACCCAAUGGUUAAUUUAUCAGAAUUAAAAGAAUGUAAAAUAUUAGAGAAAGAAUCUUUUGUCAGACGAGGAAUAAGUGGUGGUUGGAAGGAUGUUUUUACACCAGAAUUAGAAAGUCAAGCUAAUCAAUGGAUUACAGAAAAUUUAAAGGAUACUGAUUUAAGAUUUCCAAGUGUUACUAAGAACUUGGAUUAAAAUCCAAGUUAAACAAAAAUUAAUUUAAUAAUUUUUAAGAUUUUUAAUCAUAUUUCUAUUAAAAUAUA